Molecule: messenger RNA, 780 nt
Organism: Pantherophis guttatus
Lineage: Eukaryota; Metazoa; Chordata; Lepidosauria; Squamata; Colubridae
Product: C-type lectin-like
Source: RefSeq, a predicted model, not a curated record
UGGACACUCAGUUCAGGAAUUGGGGGACAGUUUGAAUGUCAGAAAGCCAGAGGGAAAAGUGCCUCCCCCAAAAGUAACAUCAAGAACACCCAAAAGAAAGAGAUGACAACCCUUUAAAGAAAAAGGGCCAAAAGGAUGGGAGUGACUUCCUUCUUCCAUGGCUGCUUGGUUCUUCUGAUUUUCUCCUCCAUUUUGCAAGCAUUUGUGUUCCAUUGCCCCAAAGACUGGAUGCCCUAUAAAGAUCAUUGCUAUAAAUUCUUUGAAGACUUUCUACCUUGGCUUCAGGCAGAGGUAGACUGCAUAGUUUCUGAAAAGAACAGCCAUCUUCUCUCUAUCCCCGAUGAAACAGUGAUGAGCAAAAUAAAUGAGUGGCUUCUUCCUAUUCAAAUCUCACAGCCCAUUUGGAUCGGACUGUACAACCUCAAAGGAGGGAAGCGACGUUGGCGAUGGACAGAUAUGUCUACAUCAAUUUACAGAAACUGGAACAACUUAGAAGACGCCAAUAAUAAUAGGGACAAGAAUUGUGUCAUGAUGGCCUACACUGCAGGUGCCCUGAAGUGGUAUGCUGAAAAUUGUUCCCUUCCAUUCAACUAUGUGUGUGAAAUGUGACCCCGAAGGAUUGCAGCUGUUCUUCCAAAGGCAAAUGGCAUUGACUUGAAUGGUAACUUUUUCUUUCCAGGGCCUCCAGUUCAAUCCAGUCCAUGUUUGCAGCUCUGUUGUAUAUCUGAUUGACCUUUCUCUUGGCUGUGAUACUGUUGAAUAAAACACCCUUCCAAAUAA